AUGGCGGAUAUAUCCAACAUCGCGUCGUCGCUCCUGCCAUUCGGGCAGGGGGAAACAGUCGAGGGGGAGCUGGUGGCCGGGAUUACCGAGGAGGUGGUGGUGUUUGUGAGGCACAUCUCCACGUGGCCCGAGACGUGGCUCGAUUUUCCCUUUUCGUUAGCAAGCGCUACGCCGAUGCACAUUCAAUAUUUUAGAGAACCUUUUUUCUUCCUAAGUCGUGAUGGUGAGGCUUUGUCGGAUAUCAAAGUACGGAUUCAGAGAAGGCUUCAAGUUCCCGAUGUGCAGUUUCUAAAGUACCUCCAAGAUUCAGAUAUUGUGUUGAGCCGAUUCCAGAAAAAAAUUUAUGGAGGAUGGGAACAUCACCUUGGAUUGGAGCUUACAGCCACUGCCCCAAAAAGAUCCUGCUUGGCCAGUCAGAUAUUACCCUGAAGAAUUCUAACAUUAAAGCUUUCUGUU
This is a messenger RNA of Phragmites australis (common reed), 456 nucleotides long. Its product is annotated as ubiquitin C-terminal hydrolase 13-like. The coding region runs from base 1 to 429 and encodes 142 amino acids. The record is from RefSeq and is a predicted model, not a curated record. The transcript is spliced from 4 exons. Lineage: Eukaryota; Viridiplantae; Streptophyta; Magnoliopsida; Poales; Poaceae.